Syzygium oleosum is the source of this 645-nucleotide messenger RNA. RefSeq lists its product as uncharacterized. The transcript is spliced from 5 exons. The record is from RefSeq and is a predicted model, not a curated record. Lineage: Eukaryota; Viridiplantae; Streptophyta; Magnoliopsida; Myrtales; Myrtaceae. Bases 1 to 645 code for a protein of 214 amino acids.
AUGAGGUUGCACGCUGGAAAGGCCCAGGACCCGUCUGCUAUACCUCCUCCGGAUGGCGAAUUGACUAGUGUAGAGACUAGUCUGGCGCAGUCUGGACUGCAGCCAGCGCCUGCAGCACCAGGAUCUUCAGGGGCUGAGCACGAACCGGAGCCGGAAGAGUCUCUAGCGGGAGAUGAUCCAAUGGACGUGAAUCUUGAAGCGAUCCUUGAAGAAGAACCAGAUGAGGAAGAACUCGAGGCUGAGCCUGAGGAUGAGCCUGAGGAUGAGCCUGCUGAGUCCGCAGAGCCUGAAGAGGAACCGGAGUAUAUACUCCCGUAUGAACAGUGGAUGGACCCCGAGUUCGUACCUGAGGAUGAUUUCUUUGAGGAGCCGGUCAAGGAGGAGCAGGACGAGGUUCCAGCUAAGUCGGGUUAUAAAUCUGCCAAGUAUACUUUUUGUAAACCCUCCUCCCAAUCAAUCAUAGAACUCGAUGUCCCCUCUGUCACCAAAAGAGUGGUAGAGGGUAACCAACAGGGAGAUGUUGACCUUGCAAGGCACCUCAGCGAAAAACUAUUGGAGGAACUUCCACCAAAUCCUAUUAUAAUGUUGACCAAGAGAAGAUUGCUUGAAGAACAACAAAAUGAUAUAGCUAAUUACACAUCGUGA